AAUUUGUUUUCUUUUUGGCGUGGGUGUGCGAGUGAGUCACUACUAGCAUGAAGGAUCUUGAAAAAAAAUUCUGAAUUAUCGAAUGACAUCCAAUAAUCCUUUGGAUAUCAUGGACGACGAGGAGUUUGAUUGGGAAGCAGCUGCUAGAGAAAUCGACGUUGUUUGCCAGAUGGCGAGUGACGCACAGAGAAAGGGAGAGCAGCAAUCGGCUCUCAAGAAGGAAUCCCCAACACCGCAGUUCGAAGAAGAUGGCGAAAACCCUACCUUUGUCCACCACAUCGAUGCCGAGGCAGCCAAAACCUGGAUAUAUCCGGUUAAUGUUCCUCUCCGUGACUAUCAAUUUGAUAUUACCCAGUCCGCACUCUUCUCCAACACAUUGGUGGCCUUGCCAACGGGACUUGGCAAAACACUCAUUGCUGCAGUUGUCAUGUAUAACUACUUCAGAUGGUUUCCUCAAGGCAAAAUAGUCUUUGCCGCUCCUUCUCGGCCACUCGUCAUGCAGCAGAUCGAAGCUUGCCACAAUAUUGUUGGAAUACCUCAAGAAUGGACAGUUGAUAUGACUGGUCAGCUAAGUCCCCCCAAAAGGGCUCAAUUUUGGAAAAAGAAGCGAGUAUUCUUUGUCACUCCUCAAGUAUUAGAAAAGGAUAUUCAUUCUGGUACAUGUUUGGUGAAGUACUUGGUAUGUUUGGUCAUUGAUGAAGCUCAUAGAGCAAUGGGAAAUUACGCUUAUUGUGAAGCAGUUCGUGAGUUAAUGGCUGUACCGGCACAGCUGAGAAUAUUAGCGUUAACUGCAACACCGGGAUCCAAGCAACAAACAGUUCAGGCUGUCAUUGAUAAUCUGCAUAUCUCCAGACUUGAUUAUCGGAGCGAAACUGACCAUGAUGUUAUGUCAUAUGUUCACAAUAGGAAGAUAGAAUUGAUACAGGUUACGAUGGGCCCAGAAGCUGUAGAAAUAAAUAAUAAGUUUAUGGAAGCAAUACGCCCUAUAGUAGCGAGGCUUACAAAUAUUGGUGUCAUUCAGAACAGAGAUUACCGCACUUUGAGCCCUUGUCAAUUACUUGAAAUUAGGGAAAAUUUUCGUCAAAGGCUUAGGCAAGAUCUUUCUCGUGUCAACUAUGAAGAUGUUGAAGGAUAUUUUGGAGUUCUCAUCACUCUUUAUUACAUCCAUAAGUUACUUUCAAGCCAUGGAAUAAGGCCAGCAUACGAGAUGCUUGAGAGAAAAUUGAAGCAAGGAUAUUUUGCAAAAUUUAUGAGUAAAAGUGAAGUUAUUCUGAAAGCAAGGCAACUAAUGCAGCAAAGUUUGUCUCAUGGAGCAUCCAGUCCAAAAUUGUCCAAAAUGCUAGAAGUAUUGCUGGAACAUUUCAAAACCAACGAUCCACAAAGCUCCAGGGUAAUUAUCUUCUCCAAUUACAGAGAAAGUGUCAGGGAUAUAAUGAAUGCACUUAAAGAUAUUAGGGAAUUAGUUAGAGCUACCGAGUUUAUUGGUCAAAGUUCAGGGAAAGCAAUGAAAGGUCAGUCCCAAAAGGUUCAACAGGCUGUGCUGACGAAAUUUCGGUCUGGCACCUAUAAUGUCAUUGUUGCCACAUCAAUUGGUGAAGAAGGUCUUGACAUCAUGGAAGUUGAUCUUGUCAUAUCUUUUGAUGCUAAUAUUUCACCACUUAGAAUGAUUCAGCGAAUGGGGAGAACCGGAAGAAAGCAUGAUGGACGAGUUGUAGUUUUUGCUUGUGAAGGGACUGAGUUGAAGGGCUACUUGCGAAAACAGGCAAAGAGCAAAACUAUAAAUAAACACAUGCGCAAUGGGGGCCUAAAUAGUUUUUCCUUUCAUCCUAGUCCAAGGAUGAUUCCUCACGUCUUCAAACCGGAAGUUCAAUAUGUUGAACUGUCCAUUGAGAAAUUUAUUCCCCGUCAAAAGAAUGUGAAGGAUGACGAGCUCCACAUUUCUCCAUCGAAGGACAAACUCACUGUGGCUGAAAUUGAUUUACUUGAAACGUAUUUUCACCCUACUGGGGAAAACAAUUGUAGAAUCUCUCUUAUUGCCUUUCCCCACUUUCAGACCUUUCCUUCUAGAGUGCAUAAAGUUAAGCAUUCAUCUGGAACAUUAAUGUUUAUAGACAUGAUGCAGCGUAUGCAAGGACUAGCAUCAUUUCCAAAAGAUGACAAAACUUCUUCACUUCAGGAAGAUCUCUGCUUGGGACAUAGGAAGCCUGUCGCCCCUAUCAAACUUGAUAAAGCUAAUAUGGACAGUGAAUCAUGCUUUACGCAUGCAUUGAGAACGAGUGUAGACUCUGUUAAUUGUCUGGACCUGGAUUCGUGUCAUUUGGGCAUUCAAAGCAAAGACUUCGUUGAUCUAACUUGGCAAGAAGAAACAUGUGAGGGUGAUGAGGCAAUUCACGAGACUCCAAUGUAUAAGAGAAGUGUGUCAAAUGAAACAUAUAAUGCUGGUCAAAUGGCAAAUCUUAUGGAGAUUGAGACUUCUUCGUUGGUUGCAGAUGCAUGCAUUAAUGACAUGAAAGAUGAAGAACUUAGUCCACGUUUAACGAAUUUCAUUAAAAGUGGUGUAGUUCCCGAGUCUCCCAUUGAUGAAAGAGGGAACUCAGGAUUACAUUCUGUCAUAUGCGACUAUAUUUUACCUGUCAGUGUCCACAAAGAACAGAAUGUUAGUUCUUUAAGCUCAGGGGAAACUAAAAUGGUCGACAAUGAAAAGGGCACCGAUAAGAAUGUCUGUACUUCCUCUUUCAAUGAAACUCAAAGCCCGUUGCUUGACUUGAAGAAUUGUACAAUUAGAAGAGGACGAGUCUUUCUUUCCCAAACUGAGGAAGGCCGUGUACAUAACUCUGACCUAAGCCUCAGUGAAGAAGGGCUUCCAGCAGAUUGUGGUGAAAUGUCUGAAAGCGUUAAACCUUCACGUAAAUUUAAAAGGCUGCGAAAAGCUGAAGAUACUGAAAGCAAUAGGAAUCAGAAAAAUAUUAAAUUUUUUGAUUCAACAGUGAACUUUCUCAAGUCAUCUCAUGCCUCCAAUCCCGCACAAUAUAAGCAUGGACGAGGUAAAAGGAAAUCAACAUACAAUGUGAGAGACUUCAUUGAGGAGGAAGCUGAGGUAUCUUCAGAUGCCUAUGUAUCUAAUGAUGAAGAUGGCGAGGAUGAUAAUUCAUUUGACAGUUUCAUAGAUGACAGGACCAACCCUACGGCAGUCAGUCAGCCUGAAGCUAGUAGAAUGGACAUGAUGGCAAUUUACAGGCGUUCUUUGCUCAGUCAAGCACCGCGGAAUGGAGCGCUUGAUUUUUCUGCCACCUUCACUCCCGACCGUGUGACUAUGGCAGCCAGUACCAGUGAAAGUGGGGAUUCUUCAGGGAAGUCAUUCAAUCAUUUCCAUACAGAGGCAACCAAAGAGUCAGCAAAUCGGACUUCGGAAUCCAUUAGCAUCGACCAGACAACCUCAGAAGCAGUGUUUUCAAGUUGUUGUCCUAUGGGAAAUGGGACAGAGAUAAAAAGUCACAAACGAAGAUUGUCGUUUUACCACUCUGAACACUUCCCGAGUAUGAACCUUGAACAAGAAUUUGCUCUUGAAUCAAAGAAAGAAGUGGGGGAUGUCGAUGCAACUACAAAUGUAUUGUGUGAUGAUCAGUUUUAUAAUGAUCUCGAUCUUGACGAGUUGGAGGCGAAAGCAACUUUGCUUCUAAAACGGAAAUUAGAUUUGUCCAUUCAGAAGCAAGAUAAGGUCUCUCAAUCUCACUUACCCAACCUUGAUAUUUUUGGGUCUCCUUCAUUUGACCUGGGGAUAUGAAAAGCAUCACAUAACUCAUGCAGCAUGAAUCUUACAUUUUGGAAAUUAAUUAAUCAAUGUGGUGUAAGCCAAAUACAAUAAAUCUUUUAGGCUACAUAUUUAUACAGUGGUAUUUUAUUGUAUAGCUAAACUAGGUAGUUAAACUUUGUUUGGAAGAGAAUACGGUUAUAGCUUCGUCUAAAACACCUUGAUUGAAAGGGUAUAUCAAUGCCUCUUGUAUAUUCGUCUGAACCCGAUUGUUAUUAACCAGCUCGUCAUGACAAUUUGACAAA
This is a messenger RNA of Vigna unguiculata (cowpea), 4056 nucleotides long. It is a transcript of the gene FANCM, whose product is annotated as DEAD/DEAH box RNA helicase family protein. Gene Ontology annotation, molecular function: 3'-5' DNA helicase activity; ATP binding; four-way junction DNA binding. Gene Ontology annotation, biological process: double-strand break repair via synthesis-dependent strand annealing; interstrand cross-link repair. NCBI's taxonomy places the organism in Eukaryota, Viridiplantae, Streptophyta, Magnoliopsida, Fabales, Fabaceae. The record is from RefSeq and is a predicted model, not a curated record.